AGCACUAUAUGGAUCCUUCUAAAACACAUUCACAUUGUCCAUUUGGUUGAAGAAAUGACACUGUUACCAGAUUGCUGUCUUACAGUCAAGCAUUUAAAGCUGUAUCUGCCAUUGGCCUAUGCUGUAUAGGUCUAUAGGGUGUUGGGAAGAUGGAAGACUGCUUAGAGGAUAGAGAUUGCUAUAGUAUACUGAUAUCUCCCUGUAAUACCUGUGAUCCUUUAGUGGAUGUAACAGGAAAACUAGUUUCUGAGGUUGGUUGUGCACUUGUUCUAGAACUUUUCAUCCUACAGUAAGAUUCAAGAGAUCUGCUGUGGAUCACUUGUUAAUGAAGUGAUGUGUUGUAUCUUUUGGAGUUCAGGUGCAGAAGACAUCUGCAGCAUUUGAGACUGAAUGUCCUGUGUGUUUACUUGUCUGUGAAAAACCCAUCAAACUAACAAGAGUUUCCUUCCCCUGAGAACAAGGAGACACCAAAAAAAUAAUAAAUCCCCAGCCAUGCUUUUCGACAUCUUUUCACAGCAAGAAAACCUGGCUAUGUACGAAAACAUUUUUAGUCUUUGUCAUGACUCAUGGCUCACUUGGUUUCUAAGGAAAACGAGCCAGAUGAUUAAAACAUGUUCAUUUUGAUUUCAAUAUCUACACACUGCCAAAUUAAACUGUGAUGAAUAAACAAACAAGCAUUCAUACACACAAAGCAAGCAACCACCCCCCAUCCCUCCUACACACACACACACACACACACACACACACACACACACUUCAUGUUAUUUUCAGUCAAGAGCUGUCGUGUGAAAUUUGCUAACACUCAUAUUGCUAUUACUGGUACUUGGGUAAUGUUAAGGCUCAUAAUCAUGAAUAAAAAGCCUGUACAUGGAAUUAUGAGCCAAAUGUCCCAUUCAGAACUAUAAUCUUAUUCAGGGAUAUUCACUUGAUUUGUCCAGCUGGCAUGUAAAGGCACAGGAAGACACUAUGGGCUAGAAGGAAAAUAGGAGUACUAUAAGAGAAGCUAGUUCACCACUCUGCGAUGUCCUCUACUGAGAAGGUGGCUCUUGUGGCAGGACAGGAUGGUAUUGUAUUGUAGCAUAUAGUGGUAGUGGGCUGAUGAGACAAGGCAUAGAUUGAGUGAUGAACUUAUAUUUCUGGGUCAUGGUUACCCAGGCAUUGUAGUAUAUGCAAUAGGGUAAUUGGAGGAAGAGACCAAUAUGGGUGAAGUUGAUUACUUCAUGUAUUAUCAUGUAUAACAAUGAUGCAUAAGUAACAUAAAUAACGAGAUGAUGUAUAAUGAUGGAUGAAUAAGUAAUACCCAAGGUAUGUUGCAUGGUCCAAAAGAGUCUGCCAUGAAGCAGUUUUUAUUUAAGAAUUUAUCAGAAACUAAUACAAUAUUGCAUUUUGUUGAUUAAAAUGAUUUUAAUGCAGUUUCAUUUUCAUUGAAAUGUAUGCUAACACAGUGCUAAUUGUUUCAUGUGGUAAUAACUCGACAUUAAUGUGAUCCCUCUAUGUUUUAGUCAUUAUCACCAUCAGGGGUUAAAUUAGAGUGGAAUGAACAGAAGUCAAGCUUGGUUUAGAAGCCAAUGAUUAGACAUAAUAAAUUGUGCUGACACACAACCACUAGACAGCUGCUAAAGUUAGACUCCCAUGACUCCUCCCCUUCCAACCUUUUUUGAUUAUUCAAGUUUAUAUUCACUGUGUUUAUAGCUAGGAAUCCUCUGAUCUUGCUGGUUUUUUUUUUUGUUUUGUUUUUUACAAAUUAAGUCUCAGUCAGCGGUUGUUAAGUGCCAUGUUAAUACAUUUGCUCAUUAGAGAAAAGUGUGUUUAUUUUUUUUAUUUCAUUUAUUAUAAUAGAAAAGACUGAGAUGGUAUUUUGAUGCCAACCUGACAGAGAAUAUUAAAAACUUAAGGUCUGGCUGCGAGAUUGUAUUCAAGUUAAAUUAAGCCUUUAGGACAGAACCAGAUUAAAAAUGCGUUUUAAUCACAUUUUAGUAUUAGUAAUAACAUCUAAAUUGGAUGGUACUAUUCCAUACAUGAUACUGUAUAUCGUUUACUGAAUUAAAGAUAACGUAGAGUAAAAUAGUUAACGUAGGUGUUAUUUUAAUGUAGAUCUAUAACACUGCUUUCAGCAAAAUAACAAUGGAUGAUGUAAUUUUGUAUAAUUCUAAAAGUAAAAUACUAAUACUAACAAAUUACAACAUAUGGCAGUUCACUUAACGUUGCUGUUCCAUGGCUUGAAUGUUUCCAGUAGUGUAGGCACUGGAAUUAGCAUAGGCAGGGUAUAGCAUAGGGUUCUUCAUAAAGUUUGUUAAGGUCUGAUUCUCCCUUGUGAAACUACGUUUUCCACCAUCUUGUCUAUGGAUUAUACUAAAUGCAGAGUCUCCAUUACAAUAGGCAUGCAUCCUAUUUCCAAGUAGGAAAAGCAGUCAUACACAUUGGCAGGUUUGGUUGAGUGGUGGGCCUAAUGGUUGAGAAUCUGUCAGCAUGAAAUGAUCAAAAUCGCCCCCUGAACUGUGGAGCUGAGGAUAAUAGUGUCAGCCAGGGGCUGACUGACAGCCAAUAUGGAGAAAAUGACAGUAAGUGUGAGACAAAAGAGAGAUAGAUGGAGCAGGGAUUCCUCUCCUCUCUCACAUGGUUCAAUGAAGGAGGAUCCAAGGAUUCAAAUGUUGCUGUUUGAUCUAAAUGGAACAAAUGCGCACAAAUGAAGAGCUUACUUCUUCCCUUCCUCUCCUUUUUACCUCAGAUCCUGUGAAGCUUAUACCCAGUUUUUGCUAGUGUGCGUGCCUGUGGCCGAGAGUGGGAGUGUACGAGCGAGCUUGUGUGAGCACUCUCACAUGGCCUCGAUGCAGGACGGGGUGAACUUCACUGCUCCCCCCUACGGCAAAGUGUUGCUGCUCGGGGCCAUCGCUGCUGCCUCGGCUUUCGUCGUCACCAUCCUGAUUGUCGUGCUAUGUGUGGGCUGCCACAGGAAGGGGAAGAGUCACAAUGGUACUGGUGAAGAGAGAAAGCACAGACUCAUGGACAUGAACAUAUUGCGGCAGUCAAAGCUGCGCUCCAUCAAAUCCUCCAAGAAGAACCGUCCAGCCAGCAUGGACCUGCUCCUGCUGCCAAGCCGUCGCUCCAACUCAGACCUGCGAACUUCACAAGGCCGCCAGGUGCCACAGGUGCCCUCAGGAGAGGAUGGAGAGCACACAUACGCCGAGGUGGGCCGCCGCUCCUCCCCGACUCGCUGUCCUGAGGCCGCGCUCAGGGGGCGGGCUGGAGAGACGGACACUCCUGCCCCCCCAGCUGUUCCUGCCAAUACCCCAGCACCACCUGAUCCAGAUGGGGACAGCCUGGAUGGUGGAAUUCCUGAGCCUGAGACCCUCCCUCAAGUAAUGAACCCUCCCCCGCAGCCCCCGGAAACAGCUGAGUAUGCGUGUAUCAGGAAGGUUCGCAAGGUUGACAAAGCUGCCCAGAAGAGGGAUAAUGGCACUGAAACGGAGGAGGGGCUUGGGCAGGCACAGCGGCACAGUAGUGGAGAGAUUCGGCAUGCUCCGCCCAGUCAUCCAGCUCCACCCCCACCACACCCACACAGUCAAAAGUUGCCACGCAAGAAUGUGGAGGCUUUCAAUCUUCCUUUCUUUCCAAAGGAGGCAGUGUUUAUUGGAAAUGGAGAGGAGUACAUAUGGAAGCCUCCUGAAGACGAUGACAUCAUGUUCCAGCCCAAGCACAUAGGCCCUCUCAGCCCUCACUUGGGAGAAAACAUGGCAUCUGGGAUCUCAGAUAUGUACUCUAAAGUCUGCAAACCAGGCAAGAAGAAAAGAGGCAUGCCUGGCUCACCCACAGGUCCUAGGGAUAUUGGUGGUUAUCGGACCUUGGCCCGAGGUGAACGUGAUGGUGGCUUUAACGUGGUGGUGAAGCCACAGACAUGGGCGCCACAGGAGGCAAAAGGCUCAAGGAUGCCCCCUGGCUCAAUGGAAGAGCACUGCUAUGAAGCCAUUGGUGCAGAGGAGAGCGACAUGUCCUAUGAAGCUGCAGAGGUUGGCGGAGGUGGAGGAGGAGGAGGAGGUGGAGGAUGGAAACGAGACAGGCCUCCUCCCAAUGCCAGCGCCACUCUCCGGCCCAAGAAGAGAAAGCCACAGCAGCCACAGCACCAGCCACCUCCGCCACCUCCCCCUCCCCAGCAUACACCCAAGAUGCAGCACCUGCCUGCCAAAGCACUUUUGCUGCCGGGCGAGAACCUCUACGAGAGCAUCCCUGACCUGAAGCAGGGCUCAACCACAUCCAGUACCACUACCAUCUUCACUUUUAAUGACGGAAUGGAAAUGUAUGUCACUGGCCUGUAAGGGCUCAAACUUAAAUCUCAAACGUAAAGACCCCCCAUCUUAUAGUUGAGGGGGAAAGAGACUUGACAAGGCAACAACUCUUCCUGCACUCAUUCACACAUCGUGUUUACAUUUCAGCCCUUUGGUUCCUAAGUAGCCCCACACAUUGCCUUAGAGAAGC
Ictalurus furcatus (blue catfish) is the source of this 4473-nucleotide messenger RNA. RefSeq lists its product as uncharacterized. Bases 2820 to 4313 code for a protein of 497 amino acids. The record is from RefSeq and is a predicted model, not a curated record. NCBI's taxonomy places the organism in Eukaryota, Metazoa, Chordata, Actinopteri, Siluriformes, Ictaluridae. Gene Ontology annotation, cellular component: plasma membrane; membrane raft. The transcript has 6 exons. Gene Ontology annotation, biological process: intracellular signal transduction; negative regulation of T cell activation.